UCGUUGGAGGGUUUCAAAGUGUGUCGUGAAGUGGGGGAUUUGCAGGGUGGUUUUUGGCGGGCUGUCAGACAAUUCUCAAGAAUGGAUUCUCAGCCAGAAAUAUAUCGGAGGAAUCUCCAGGAUGUCCAUGAAACCAUCGCGCAUGCCAAGUUGGAGGAGAAGAAUCUCACGGAUCUCACUCAAGCACUCUACUUUCCCGACAUCACGGAUGACAUGGCGAAUGUGAAGCUGCUGGAGCUGAAUCCUCAUCUGCUGCAGCACAUCCAGGAGGGUCAGACGCUGUACCUCAAGGGUGGCCUUACGGAGAAUGUGGUUCUGUGCACGGACAGCAAGACGUUCGACUUGAAGGAGGCCGAAGUGUCGAACAGCCUCUGUCUGAUUCCGGAUCUCAAGUUUGCCCAGGAAACCAGCCACAAUCCGCUGAAAGCAAAGUCCGCAAACACCUCAGCAGACAGUAGUAUGGAGGAGGAGGAGGCGGGGGAUCAUCUCAAUCGUUCAGAUCUCGGUUUGGAGCAUCGCGAGGUGUUCAAAAUCUUCCAGGAAUACUUCGAGGUGCGUGAAAUUCAGCCGAGAUUCCGGAAGUUGCACGACUUGUUGCAAAUGACGAGGUACUCAGGGCCGGAGAAUGAGUACUGCAUCGAGAGGAAGGUGCUGUUCACGCGCCAGCAACUCCUGGACACGAUUCAGUGCAGCGAGGAGGAGUUCGAGAAGGGCCUGCAGCUCAUGAGAGUCAUUGAGAUUGACGAGUUUAUGCGCAUUCUCGAGACUGAAUACGAAUUCCGAGUCAUGGGUCUGUUAUUGGGUGUGAUUGAUGAGAAUUCCUGGCGUCUGGAUGAGGUUGAGUGCGAAGAGUCUGUGAAUUGUCUGAAGGAAAUUGUGCCGGAAAACAUCUUGAGGGCUGUUUUUGCUCUCUACACGCAGCCAAGUGUGGAUCAUCCGGGAAAAUUCAGCUACAACGAGGAGGAAGUGUGCAGAAUCAUGGCCAGGAACAUUCUCAAGCCCGGUUUGAAGUUCCACAUUGAGGAUUUCCUCAGCACAUGGCAGGGCACACUGCCGGAAGGGAUGCAAAUUCAGGAGAAAUUCCUCAGGGGAAUUGGAGUGAUUGACAGAGAGUCGAAGAUGCCGUGCGUCAGGACACUGUUGGAGACAAGUUUGCCCACAAAUCCCCACGAGCGCUUCCAUGUUCUCUUCCAGACCAAGGAUUGCUGGACUCUCGAGGAGAUUGAGCCGUACGUGGAGUGCUUCGCCACUCCGACGACCACAGUCACGACCAUUCUCAACAAAUUCACGCGAUCAAUGAACAAGAAUGGACAAAGAGUGUAUCUUUCCAAGCACUGAAU
Phlebotomus argentipes is the source of this 1340-nucleotide messenger RNA. Its product is annotated as sister chromatid cohesion protein DCC1. The transcript is spliced from 2 exons. The record is from RefSeq and is a predicted model, not a curated record. Gene Ontology annotation, biological process: maintenance of mitotic sister chromatid cohesion; mitotic sister chromatid cohesion. Gene Ontology annotation, cellular component: Ctf18 RFC-like complex; chromatin; nucleus. Bases 82 to 1338 code for a protein of 418 amino acids. NCBI's taxonomy places the organism in Eukaryota, Metazoa, Arthropoda, Insecta, Diptera, Psychodidae.